Molecule: messenger RNA, 921 nt
Organism: Caenorhabditis briggsae
Lineage: Eukaryota; Metazoa; Nematoda; Chromadorea; Rhabditida; Rhabditidae
Gene: Cbr-lsy-22
Product: Protein CBR-LSY-22
Exons: 3
Coding region: 1-921 (306 amino acids)
Source: RefSeq, a predicted model, not a curated record
AUGUCAUUGGCCGAUCACGUCGACGCCAUCAAGAAGGAGAUGGCGAGCGUCUCGGGACAACUUCAGACGAACAAGGAUGCGCUGGAACGAUCGCGAAACGAAGUGACCCAGCUGCAACUAUCCCUUCAACAAGUCAACGAUCAACAGGUGCAAACGGACAUUCAGAAGGCGCACGAGACGACGGAACGGCUGAAAGCGCUGGCUGUGAAGUUCCUGGGCACGCUGUCGGAUCCGAAUCAGCAGAGUCAGUUGGCAGGAGAGUUUGAGCAGCUGAUAGCCAAGUCUGGAGCCGCCUCUGGCGGACCCCAAAUGGCUCAAAUGCCCCAGAUGAUGGCCGCUGCGAUGCAGCCGCACAUGAUGAUGAGAAAUCCGAUGUUGAACGCAAUGACACAAGGAUCGCCACGUGGCGUACCAGGCAAAGGAGGCGUGCCGAACGGCGGCGGAAUCAAUAUGAUGCAGCAGAUGCAGAUGCAAGCGAUGGCGGCACAAGUGCAGGCACACGCUCAAGCCGCCAUGAUGCACUCGCAAAUGUUCCAAGGGAUGCCGAUGAUGGUGCCUGGGAUGAUGGGAGGCAUGCCGCCUGGAAUGGCCGGGCUGCCUGGAAUGAUGCCGCCGAAUAGUAUGGCAGCGGCGAUGCAGCAGCAGUAUCAGCAAUUCCAACAACUGGCCGCCGCCGCCGCAGCCUCAUCGGUCGCCGUCUCGACGCCGUCCCGCAACCAGUCCACGUCAGGAGCCGCGUCACGAACACGAACCCCUCUGACGCAGUCGGCGACCAACUCGCCCCGCCCCACCACGGAGCUAACGAUCAAAGACGAGGAGCCGGAGCAACCGGAGACGAACGGUGUGGCUGCUGCUGCCGCAGUCACCACGGCGGCCGCCUCGAUCAAGCAAGAGGAGAAUUCGACGGUCGCCGUCGCAUAG